Molecule: messenger RNA, 2580 nt
Organism: Octopus sinensis (East Asian common octopus)
Lineage: Eukaryota; Metazoa; Mollusca; Cephalopoda; Octopoda; Octopodidae
Product: probable C-mannosyltransferase DPY19L3
Exons: 19
Coding region: 153-2327 (724 amino acids)
Cellular component (GO): nuclear inner membrane
Molecular function (GO): mannosyltransferase activity
Source: RefSeq, a predicted model, not a curated record
CGAUUGCGGGAAUCCCUGCAUUUUGAAAUGGAAUCGGUUUUGUGAGAUUCUUCCUUUUCCAAAGAGGAAUUCUUGGACGGAAUUUUGGUGGAAUCGGAUUCUAGGCAGAGGCGGGUCUCGUCCCUCUAUCAAUGAACUGCACUUGAGUAUUAAUGUCAGAAAUUUCAGUGAUGGAAUCCAGACAACGGAGGCACACCAAACCUUCGGCUAACAACAACCAGAAGAACAUUCCUGCAGAGGACAAGAAAGCCAAACGUGGUAGCAAAAAGAAGAAGGUGCCUGCAGCUUCUCCUCCAAAUAGUCGUCCCAGUACUGGACAAUGCGUGACCAUCUUGUGGGGCCUGAUCGGUAUAUUGGCUGCUGUCGCCAUUGGUUACGCACAUGCAAGGUACAUGUCCACCUUGCACGACAACUAUCUUUGGUUUUCUCAGAUUUCAGAAUUGGAACGAGAAAUAUCCUUCCGGACGGAGUCGGGCUUGUACUAUUCCUAUUAUAAGCAGAUGGUGAAUGCUCCAUCAAUAAUGGAAGGAAUCAACAGCCUCACCAACGACACCCUGACCGAGUUCCCCAGCAGCAUCAACGUCAUUGAGAGGAUGAACAUUUACCAGGAAAUAAUCCUUGCCACCAUUUACAGGAGUUUCACCGUCAUUCACAAGAAUUUCCAGCCAGUUUUCUUCUACAUCCACACCAUAUUUUCCCUUCACGGUGCCUUGGUCAGUUCCCUGUUCAUCACAGCAUGGAUGUUAAGUGAGUCAUGGUUGACCGGCGUUCUUGCUGCUAGCUUUUACAUCUUCAACAGACUAGAUACUACAAGGGUAGAAUAUGUCAUCCCACUGCGAGAGAGUUUCUCGUUGCCCUUCCUCUGGUUCCAAGUGGCAGCGAUCUCAUACUAUCUACGUUGGAAGACAAACCCAGUACUGAAUAAAAUCUCCAUUGCUGUUGUGGCCUUCAGCACAUUCCUCUUCAUGCUGUUCUGGCAAUUCAGCCAAUUUAUCGUUCUACUGCAGACAUUCUCUCUUUUUGCUGUCUGGGUACUUGGCAUGGUACCCCAACACAAGGUGAAGGUGUUGCUCGUCAUCGAACUGUGCAACCUUCUGCUGGUGUCUGUGAUGCAGUUCUGCAGUCCAAUGAUAAUUGGCUCACUGGCAGUCAGCUUCAUUCUAUCAUUCAUGAUCCUGCUUAUGUUCAAGAACUACCUCUUUUCUGCGGGCGGCAGCUUUUACCAAUUCUUUAAGGUUUCAGUUUUUAGCCUGGCUUCGCUUGUGUUGAUGGUAGCCAUCAACAAGCUGAUUAAGGUUGCGAUUUCACUGGAUGCUGAUGAACAUAUCUUCAAGUUUCUUCUCACCAAAUUUGGACUCGGCUCUUACACUGACUUUGACUCCCAACUCUAUCUGUGCAACGGAGCGUUUGGAUUCCUAGAAUGGGACACGUUUGUGCGCCUAACCAAUGGUUUUGUCUUCCCAGUUUAUGCUGUGGGUCACGGGAGCUUAUUGGUGCUGAUGCUGGUCUCCUGUUUCAAGAAAUGGCGCCAUAAAUCCCUGACAUCCAAUUAUCGUCCCUUGCUGUUCGCUCGACCGGAAAUUGCUUUCCACACAGUUCAAGCGCUCCUCUUUGGUCUCUUGGCUGUUAGCACCUUGCGUAUGAAAUACCUCUGGACACCAUACAUGUGUAUACUGGGCAGUGUUUUUCUUGCUGACCGCAAGGCUUGGAAAGCAGUCCUUUCCAAGGUCACUGACCAAGAAUAUAUAGUAUUCCUGUUUCGCCAUUUUGUUAUCGGAAGCAUCCUGGCAUCUCUUCUUUACACUGUAUUACCAAGUGUCUAUAAAGAACUUGAAGACCUCAAAGAAUUCUGGGACCCAGACACGGUUGAUUUAAUGGAAUGGAUAAAAACAAACAGUGCCCCAGCUGCAGCAUUUAGUGGCAGCAUGCAGCUAAUGGCUGGGGUCAAACUGUGUACGGGAAGAGCAAUUACCAACCAUCCACAUUACGAACACAAGUUGCUUCGCCAGAAAACCAAAAUGAUUUACCAAAUCUAUGGCCGGAAACCUCCAGAAGAGAUCUACAAAAUCCUGACGCAUUAUAAAACCACUCACAUAAUCCUCGAAGACAGUAUAUGCCUGGCGCCAUCAAGGAACGGAUGUCGCACACCAGACUUGAUUGAUGUUGUGAACGGAGAGCUCCCUGAUGAUGUCAGCCACAGAAAUGGAUUGGUGAGGAACAAACACCCAAGGUUUUGCGACGAGAUCCGGAAGGGUGCCAAGCGUUAUACCAAAUACUUCCGACUGGUCUUUGAAAACAGGACAUUCCGGGUCUAUCAGUUGCUUUAACGGUUAGAUGUGUAGCUGCGUGUUCACUCUUGAUGCUAUGGAUGUACUCCUGGAUGAAGAACUCAGAGUUUUAGGUUCAAAUUCAUUUGAGCGCCAACAACUCUAGGUUUUCUAGACCAGGCUUCUGUAUAGAAAUAGGUGUGCAUAUUACGUCUGGCUUAAUGCAUCCCUUCCUAGGUUUGAUCUCAGCCAAUUUCUACCAAAGAAGAAUGGGGUGGGACUCAAACUGCAAAGAGCAAGAACAAAGUACCUC